Camarhynchus parvulus is the source of this 2191-nucleotide messenger RNA. RefSeq names its product protein phosphatase 2 regulatory subunit B'alpha (gene PPP2R5A). Gene Ontology annotation, biological process: signal transduction; protein dephosphorylation. The transcript is spliced from 13 exons. Gene Ontology annotation, cellular component: nucleus; cytosol; protein phosphatase type 2A complex. The record is from RefSeq and is a predicted model, not a curated record. Bases 674 to 2104 code for a protein of 476 amino acids. NCBI's taxonomy places the organism in Eukaryota, Metazoa, Chordata, Aves, Passeriformes, Thraupidae. Gene Ontology annotation, molecular function: protein phosphatase activator activity.
GCGCGGCCGCUGCCCGGCGGCUCCGCGGUUCUGGCGGCGCCACGCACGGCGGCCCCUGGCGGAGCGCGGCCAGGCGGGAUGACGGCGGAGGCGCGGGGAGCGCCCGGCGGCGGCUGAAGGCGGACACGGGGCGCGUGGAGGCGAGCGGCUGAAGCUCAGGGGCGAGUCCGGCCGAUGACAGCGGGCUCGACUGAAGGGGACGCGGAGCGAACGAAGCGGGAGCGGGGCAGCAGCGGCGUUGCCGAGCCCGUCCCGCGGCGGCUCGCGCCGCGCCUGCCCUGAGGACAGCAGGACCCCGGCAGGGAAAGUUUGGCGCUCGCCCGCCCCCGUCCCGCCGGGCAAAGUUGUCUUUGGGUUUGUUUGUUUGUUUUCUCUUUCCUCCUCCUCCUCCUCCCCCCUUCCGCUCCCCCGGCGGCUCCGCGCGGGGAGGAAACGGCGAGGGAAGCAGGAACUGAGGAGCGACCCGGGAGCCUCCCCAGCGCCCGGCAGAGCCCGCUGCGCUCCUCUCCUCGUCCGUGCGGUGUGUGAGGGCAGCCAGGACUUCGUUUUUGGUGGUGUUUUUCGUUGUUGUUUUUUGUUGGUUUUUUUUUUUUCAAGCCCCUUUGUUUUUUGCCCGCCCGCUUCUCCCUCCGGUACAAUAUAUGCUCGUGGAGAGCCGCCCCGCCGCCCAGCCAUGUCGGCGGCCAUCUCUGCCGCGGAGAAGGUGGAUGGCUUCACACGGAAAUCGGUGCGCAAGGCGCAGAGGCAGAAGCGCUCGCAGGGCUCCUCGCAGUUCCGCAGCCAGGGCAGCCCGGUGGAGCUCUCGCCGCUGCCCCAGCUCAAAGAUGCCACCUUCAAUGAACAGCAAGAUCUUUUUUGUCAGAAGUUGCAACAGUGUUGUGUGCUCUUUGACUUCAUGGACUCUGUUUCAGACCUGAAAAGCAAAGAAAUCAAGAGAGCAACACUGAAUGAACUGGUUGAAUAUGUUUCAACAAAUCGUGGAGUGAUUGUUGAGUCAGCUUAUGCUGACAUAGUGAAAAUGAUUAGUUCUAAUAUUUUCAGAACACUUCCACCUAGUGAUAACCCUGAUUUUGAUCCAGAAGAAGAUGAACCAACUCUUGAAGCCUCAUGGCCCCACAUACAGCUGGUGUAUGAGUUUUUCCUGAGGUUUUUGGAGAGCCCGGAUUUUCAGCCCAGCAUUGCGAAGCGAUACAUUGACCAGAGAUUUGUACAGCAGUUGUUGGAGCUCUUUGACAGUGAAGACCCACGAGAACGUGAUUUCCUAAAGACAGUUCUUCAUAGAAUUUAUGGAAAAUUCCUCGGUUUAAGAGCAUUCAUCAGGAAACAGAUAAACAACAUUUUCCUCAGGUUUAUAUAUGAAACAGAGCACUUCAAUGGUGUUGCUGAACUCCUUGAGAUAUUAGGAAGUAUUAUCAAUGGUUUUGCACUGCCACUGAAAGCAGAACACAAACAGUUCCUUAUGAAAGUUCUGAUUCCCAUGCAUACUGCAAAGGGAUUAGCUUUGUUUCAUGCACAGCUUGCCUAUUGUGUUGUACAGUUCCUGGAAAAAGAUACAACUUUAACAGAGCCUGUAAUCAGAGGAUUGCUCAAAUUUUGGCCAAAAACAUGCAGUCAGAAAGAGGUAAUGUUUUUAGGUGAAAUUGAAGAAAUCUUAGAUGUUAUAGAACCAACACAAUUCAAAAAAAUAGAAGAGCCUUUAUUUAAACAAAUAUCCAAGAGUGUGUCAAGUUCACAUUUUCAGGUUGCAGAAAGAGCUUUGUACUUCUGGAAUAACGAAUAUAUUCUUAGCCUGAUUGAGGAGAACAUUGAUAAAAUUCUACCAAUUAUGUUUGGCAGUUUGUACAAGAUCUCCAAAGAACACUGGAAUCCAACCAUUGUGGCACUGGUGUACAACGUGCUGAAAACCCUGAUGGAAAUGAAUGGCAAGCUCUUUGAUGAACUCACGAGCUCGUACAAAGCAGAAAGGCAAAGAGAGAAGAAGAAAGAAUUGGAACGUGAAGAGUUGUGGAGAAGGUUGGAGGAGUUGAAGCUUAAGAAGGCGAUGGCAGAAAAGCAGAACAGCACUCACAACGUGCUCAAUGCACACAACACAAGUGCCAAAUAAAAGAAAUGACCACCUCUACUCGGCAGACAUUCUUUUUUUGUACCCUUUUGAAAUAUAUAAGGAUUUGCAAAAGAAACCUCAUCAGUA